AUUGGUUGCAUACGUCGUUGAUUGGUUACCUUUAUAUAGAGCCUUUCAUUCUUACAUUGCAAAUAUGGCAACACUGUUCGCGAGAGCAAAUGCGCGGAUUUGCGCAUUUCAGGUUGUUUCAGAACAGAUGUUUCGUUGUUUCGUUUGUCUGUUCUCCUGCAAGUUUUCGUCGAUAAACGGUUAGGAAACAGAAAAUGGUACCUCACGGCCCUUCGCCUGGGCACCAAACGUCCGUCAACAAUUCUUCCACCACGGCGGUUAGCGGGACGAAAAGCAACGCGACAUUGAAACCUACCUAUACAUUAAAAUAUACUUUGGCUGGUCACACUAAAGCAGUUUCAUCUGUUAAAUUCAGUCCCAACGGGGAAUGGUUGGCGAGCUCAGCUGCUGAUAAGCUUAUUAAAAUAUGGGGAUCUUAUGAUGGAAAAUUUGAAAAGACUAUAUCCGGUCAUAAACUUGGUAUUUCGGAUGUAGCAUGGUCCAGUGAUAGUAGAUUAUUAGUAUCAGCUUCUGAUGAUAAAACCUUAAAAAUAUGGGAAUUAAGUUCUGCUAAAUGUUUAAAAACAUUAAAGGGUCACAGUAAUUAUGUUUUCUGCUGUAAUUUCAACCCACAAUCCAAUCUCAUAGUUUCUGGUUCUUUUGACGAAAGUGUACGCAUUUGGGAUGUUAGAACUGGUAAAUGCCUUAAAACUUUGCCAGCACAUUCAGAUCCUGUUAGCGCAGUGCAUUUUAACAGAGAUGGCUCUUUAAUCGUAUCGAGUAGCUAUGAUGGAUUAUGUCGAAUUUGGGACACUGCCUCGGGACAAUGUUUGAAAACAUUGAUAGAUGAUGACAAUCCGCCAGUAUCAUUUGUCAAAUUCUCACCAAAUGGCAAAUAUAUUUUGGCAGCUACACUAGACAACACAUUGAAAUUGUGGGAUUAUAGUAAAGGAAAAUGCUUAAAAACAUAUACAGGCCAUAAGAACGAGAAGUAUUGUAUCUUCGCAAACUUUUCUGUAACAGGAGGAAAGUGGAUUGUAUCUGGUUCUGAAGAUCAUAUGGUAUACAUUUGGAAUCUGCAGACAAAGGAGAUUGUACAAAAACUACAGGGGCAUACGGAUGUGGUACUUUGUACGACAUGUCAUCCUACGGAUAAUAUAAUUGCUUCGGCCGCCCUCGAAAAUGAUAAAACCAUCAAAUUAUGGAAAAGCGAUACAUAAAGACGAUCUGCAAAUAUUUACUUUACUGUUACUUAUUAUCUCUUGUACAAAUCUUUAUUUUCAGUUUACAAAUGAUUACAUUGCAAAAGCACUCUGAUCAUAAGGUUCAUUUCAUAACUGUAUAAAAUAAUUAGAAAAUAUUAAAGUAAAUAUUUUAUACUAGAAA
This is a messenger RNA of Nylanderia fulva, 1365 nucleotides long. RefSeq names its product WD repeat-containing protein wds (gene wds). The record is from RefSeq and is a predicted model, not a curated record. NCBI's taxonomy places the organism in Eukaryota, Metazoa, Arthropoda, Insecta, Hymenoptera, Formicidae. Gene Ontology annotation, cellular component: Set1C/COMPASS complex. Gene Ontology annotation, molecular function: histone binding.